UUCAUUCUGAUCAUUGAAACGGCAUGUCGUUGCGUGUUGUUUCAGGAGGUUACGACCACACUAUUCGUUUAUGGGAUGCUGUUACUGGCACGAAUGAUCAAACUUUACAGUUCAACGAGUCACAAGUGAAUCAAGUCCAGUUUUCCUUGGAUGGUCGUUUGGUCGCCGUGUGUGGUAAUCCUCGUGUAUGUUUCUACGAUAUCCAAAGUGGCAGCACGAGUCCUGUGCUUUCGUUAGAAUAUCAUCGCAAUAAUGUAUCGCAACUAGUAUGGAGUGAAAGUGGACCUUUUGCAAUAACUUGUUCGGAAGACACGUGGUUAUGUGAGUGGGAUAUGCGGGCUUCUGAACCGUUGAGAUCUUGUAAAAGCGAUGGUUGUUUAAGCGGUGUAGUAUAUGGUAAUCGAAAAGAUGAAUGUUUUACUUGUGAUUACGGAGGGUCGAUCAAAAUUUGGUCGUUGGAGAACAAGGAAGUUUUGGCUAGGUUGGUUUUUGGAGACCAGGAAAUAUUAUCAGGGUUGGUAUUCGAUCCCUUGCAUCAUCUCGUUGCAAGCAUAGGAAAUAGUGGUUAUGGUUAUCUUUUUCGAGUAGAAACAGAAGAGGAGGAAAAGGAAUCUACUUCUAUGAAGGAUGAAGGUAGUAUGAGCAACCAGACGGAUGAUGGAUAUUUUAGUCGUGUGACCAAGUUGCGUUGUUCCAAACGUUACGUAUUGAAGGCAAGGUUUAAUCGUGAUGCCAGUUUGUUGGUAAGUGCUGGAGAUGAUGGAAAUAUUCGGGUUUGGGGAGAUGAAAAGGUAGCCGAUCGGUACCAAGAACAACGUUGGCAACAAAGUCGGUUGGUAGGAAAACAUCAGAAAUGGGCAUGGGAUUGUCUUUUCACUCGAGACACGCGAUAUGUAUUUUCCGCUUCUUCUGAUAAGAGAAUUUGUUUAUGGGAUAUUGAAACAGGAGACUUGAUGAAAGAAUACAAAGGACAUCAAAAAGCAAUUACUUCUAUAGACACUUUUCCUACAACCACAGACAAUGAUUAGAGAUUAUACAUUUGCAGCUUCGUCCACAACAAGCCUCUGUAUGAGAAACCAACAAACAUAGCAUGAACCUAAAUCUUUCUAGGAUAAGUAUUCAAGUAUCCACAUAUUGUGUUGCAACAGUUUGAACAAAAGGGUAAAUUUGAAUCAGUGAGAAGAUUAGUCUUGUGAUUCAUAUACAAAACAACCAUCUAUAAGAUAUAUAGAUAUGAGUUGUUUUUGUAUUCACUGGAUUUCUCAAAGUCAUCAUAUGCCGCUAGGGACCAUUAUAUAUAUAUAUAUAUGUGUGUGUGUGCGCGUGUGUGUAAGU
This is a messenger RNA of Galdieria sulphuraria, 1335 nucleotides long. Its product is annotated as G protein beta subunit-like protein isoform 2. Gene Ontology annotation, biological process: regulation of actin cytoskeleton organization; TOR signaling. The record is from RefSeq and is a predicted model, not a curated record. The coding region runs from base 24 to 1028 and encodes 334 amino acids. Gene Ontology annotation, molecular function: protein binding. The transcript has a single exon. Lineage: Eukaryota; Rhodophyta; Bangiophyceae; Galdieriales; Galdieriaceae. Gene Ontology annotation, cellular component: TORC2 complex; TORC1 complex.